This is a messenger RNA of Chlorocebus sabaeus (green monkey), 4115 nucleotides long. The record is from RefSeq and is a predicted model, not a curated record. Lineage: Eukaryota; Metazoa; Chordata; Mammalia; Primates; Cercopithecidae.
GGACCUCCGGUACAACAGAAUUAAGGUGCUUCCUUCCGGGAUCGGAGCCCACAGGCAUUUGAAAACUCUGCUUUUAGAAAGAAAUCCUAUCAAAAUGUUACCUGUGGAGCUGGUUUUUUUUCUCCACUGCAGGGAGUGUAACCACGCUGAAAGCACUGAACUUAAGACACUGCCCUCUGGAAUUCCCUCCGCAGCUCAUUGUGCAGAAGGGAUUGGUGGCUAUCCAGCGCUUCCUGCGGAUGUGGGCAGUAGAACACUCUCUCCCCAGAAAUCCAGCUUCUCAAGAGGCUCCACCGGGUAAAGAGAUGACCCUCCAUGACCUCCCGAGCCCAGGAUCAGAGUUGUCCGGAGGCCACGCGUCUAACGAAGGAGCUGUGAACGCUCAGGGCCCAGAGGGGGCUGUGAUGAAAGAGAAGGCCGGCUUUCUGCCGCCUGUGGAAAAGCCAGACCUGAGUGAGCUCAGGAAGUCCGCUGACUCCUCAGAGCACUGGCCCAGCGAGGAGGAGAUCAGACGCUUUUGGAAGCUGAGGCAGGAGAUUGUUGAGCACGUGAAGGCAGACACUCUGGGAAAUCAGCUUUUACCAAGGGAAUUACCUCCAAAUCUCAAGGCGGCCUUGAACAGUGAGAAAGAACUGCCAAAGCCAAGACACGUUUUCAGAAGGAACAUGGCCUCCUCCACGGACAUCUUACCCGACCUCUUGUCACCGUACCAAAUGGCGAUCCGAGCAAAAAGACUGGAAGAGAGCCGAGCGGCGGCGCUCCGAGAGCUCCGGGAGAAGCAGGCUCUGAUGGAGCAGCAGAGACGAGAGAAAAGGGCACUGCAGGAGUGGAGAGAGCGAGCCCAGAGGAUGAGGAAGAGGAAGGAAGAGCUCAGCAAACUCCUGCCUCCGAGGAGGAGCAUGGUGGCAUCAAAGAUUUCCUCUGCCACAGAUCUCAUAGAUAACGGGAAAGUGCUACUGAAUCCACUUAGAAAAAUGAAACCAAGCAAAAAGAAAUUACCACGAGCAAGUCAAGAAAUGAGUACCCUCCAGGAGGGAGAUUUAGAAGAGAAGAUAAAACAGCACAUCCACCAGAUGCAUGAGCGAAGAUUCCAUGGCCCAGCCCCGCUGGAGGAGAUGAGAAAGGCUGCCAAGGAUCUGGAAAUUUCCAGUAAUCACGCUCCUUGGUGUUUACCCAAAGGAAAUGAAAACUUACGUCUACACCAAAACCCGCACAUAGAGAUAGCAGCUUUUUUCAUAAUUGCCAAAACUUGGAAGCACCCAAGAUGUCCUUCAGCAGGUGACUGGAUAAACUGGAACAUCCAGACAGUGGAACAUUGCUUAGCACUGGAGGGAAACGAGCCAUCAGCAAUGAGAAGACACAGGGGAGCCGACACGCCAGCGUGAAAAGGCCGUACACAGAUGGAGAUGGUGAAGGGAUCGUGGUGACCGGGUGGGGGUAGUAGGAUACUGAGGGGUGAAUCAGCAGAACAUAAAGGGUUUUAGGGCAGUAAAACUACUCUCCGUGAUGCUGUAUUGUUGGAUCCACGUGGUGAUACGUCUGUCUGAGCCCCACGAACUGUGCCACCCCACACGUGAGCCCGCGUGUCGGCUGUGGACUCGGUGGUGGAAACUGUGUCCAUGUGCGUGCAUCAGGUGUACCACUCCGGUGCGGGAUGGAGGCUGCGCUAAAAAAAUCAAGUCCUGGUUUUUUAAAGUCUGCUUGGAAAUCUGAAACCUGAGAGCUGGCUCUUGUGUCCCCCACGGUUCUCCUGUGCUCCCCUGCCCUGGUUACACGCAGAGGAGGGGGGUCGUGAGACAAAAGAGAAUGAGCCAGAAGGACACUGUGGCAGUUGAUCUCAAAUGCCUACCCCAGGCCACGCCUGUCUCUUCAUUGACUUUCAUGCCACCUUAGGAGGAAGGCACUGCCACCCAUUUCACAGGUCAGAAAAUAAGACUCACAGAAGUGCCGUAACUGGCCCCACGGUGACACUGUGAAUGGUGGAGCUUUCCAUCCAACCUGGGUAUGUCUGAAUACAAAGCCAAGGUCCAAAUGCUGCACUGUCUUCUUGGGGACAUGAAUUGCCACAAAUUCACCUUGUGCUUUAAUACUUGUUUCGUGUUUUUCUGUGAUUAAAAAAAAUUCAUGUGAAGUUCUUGAUGAAGGGUUCAGGUCACCAGCACCGGCUCCUGUCAUGUGCCAACUCCAAGUUACUGCCAAGAUGCAAGGAGGGAUGUGCUGUGUCACCCUGCCCAGGAGACAGGGACAUGAACACCCGCUAACUUUCCAUGACAGGCUUCUGCAGCGCUGGAGCCCACAGGAUGCCCAUGGGGUGGUUCCCUUCGUUUCACUCCUGGCUGGGAGAGCCAGAGGAAGGGGUUUUAAAACUCCUAAGAAUGAGUUGGGAAGCAGCUGAUCCUGCCCUGGAGGAGGUGAACUGUGUUGAGACAGGUGGUGGUGGCUGUCCACAAGCUUCAGCCAUCCUUCUCCUCUGUCCCACUGCCUCUCACAGAGGACCAGGUGGGUGGGCGGGGCAGGGGAGAAGGGACCCUCUGAGACAGUCCAGAACAGUGUGGCAGGCGUCCGUGCCACCUGAUGGCCUCAUUUUUAGGAAACAAUCUUAAUUAUAGUUUUUUCUGAAAUUUGCCUUCUGAGCACCUGGACCUCCUGUAGGCUCAGUCCAUUUCAAAUGACCCUCCCUUUUUCUGCUGUCUACACAGGCCCACUAGCAAAAAAGAAAGUGCUGUGUUCUUUAGACUCAGUAGGGAACCUAUUUGUAUAAUCCUGGCAAGACGAUCAUGCUGGCCCUCCCUGCAGGUGAAGCCUCGGGCUUUGCCGGAAGAGUGUGUCUUUCCUUAGAGCUGGGGCCCCCAGGCAGGGCCUGAGCAAACCCUGCAGCAGCAUUAGAGACCAGUCCUGGCUCCGUGGCUGUGCAGCCCGCCAGCCUGUAUGGAGGCGGGCACGCACGUGCCUGAGACAGCUGGCAUGUUCCAGGCAGACAACCAUCUAAGUUCACACUACACCUCUAGAAGCAGACAGUCUCGUUCUGCCGGCUUCUUCCCUGGCCCCUCGUGUUUCCUUCAAGGCCUCUGCGCAGUGCCGUGCAUGGCGUAGCACUAGCGAGGAGUCCUCGGUGACAUGGCGUGCGUCGGAGCACCCCCCAACACCCCGUGCGCCCUGGAGCCUGGCCUGUGGGAGAAGGGGAUGCCAAAUGGGGGAAGUAGGAGGGGCUGGAGUCCAGCCCAUGAGCCAGGAGCUUGCGUUUGAUUGGAGGGCCAGGAUGGACGGGUCAGGGGGGAGAGAGAAGAAAGCCCAGAGGGAUGAAAAAGAGAUGCUGAAAACAAACCAGCCAACAGACGUGGCCCUUCCAGGUCAACACGGCCCAUUCUGCACAUAGAUUUAUCUCCACUCUGCCCAGAAGCCACCAGAAUGACAGGAGAGGGAGCAAAAACGACCUUCACUCCUCAGGAUGAGAAAAUGGAGAGGAGCCUGCCCUCUUGUCAGGAGGCUCCCCCUUCCCCGUGGUCUUUCCUGUAAUAAUAGAGCCUCACGUCUCAGCUGGGCACGGGCUGCCCCACAAAUGGCCACGUUUCUCUACCUCCCUUGCAGCCAGACGUGGGCCUGUAGCUCUAUUCCGGCUGGCAGGAUGUGAGCGGAUGAGCAUGGACUUCCUGAGCUUUGUCCUCUCCCUUCCUGGCUGGAAUGCAAACAUGAUGGCCAGAGCAGGGGCAGCCACCUCAGCCCUCAGGUGGAGGCCGUGGGCCAGGGCUGCAGAGCCAGUGUGCAGUAGUCUGUCCCUGGUGCGGGUGCUGUCCUCUGAGACACACUGCUCCACCUGGUCUCAGUUGCUGUCGUCUGGGGGCUGGCAGGCGAGCCCUGUCCUCACACACGGAGGCCCGGGCGAUUUUGCACGAAGGAAGCCCCCUAGUGGUGCAACGUGAAGGGCCUGCCGAACAAAAUGCCAGCAAAGAUGCAAGGUGAUGCAGCCCCAGAGCACAGGAAGACAAAACCAACCACAGAGGGAUUGGAAGCGGAGGCCGGGGCACGGUGGCGCAGGCCUGCUGUCCCAGCGCUUUAGCAGGCUGAGGUGGGUGGAUCACCUGAGGUCAGGAGUUCGAGACCAGCCUGGCCAACAG